Messenger RNA from Puccinia graminis f. sp. tritici CRL 75-36-700-3, 596 nucleotides. RefSeq lists its product as uncharacterized. The record is from RefSeq and is a predicted model, not a curated record. NCBI's taxonomy places the organism in Eukaryota, Fungi, Basidiomycota, Pucciniomycetes, Pucciniales, Pucciniaceae. Bases 149 to 520 code for a protein of 123 amino acids. The transcript has a single exon.
CAUAGUGGUAUAAUCUUGCCUUACUUCAAGAGCUGCUGCGUUGAAAAUUCCAUCCCUCACAAGUUUGUGCCAGAGUUCAAUUCCUGUUGGGUACCACUGCAACAACAGUCUCCGUCUGCUCUUCCUCAAAACACCAAGUCUGCGCACCAUGGCCCGAUUUGCCUGGGUGCUCUCCCUACUCCUGACUUCCUUCUUGGUCGCCCCUGGGAUUCAAGGACCCCCAACUGGUCCAUACCGUUAUACCGACCGGUGCGAGCGAUGUUGGCAGGCAGCCGGCAGUCCAACAGAUUUUGUGAACACCAUGUACAAGACUGUCAGAUAUAGUUCCUAUCCUUGUUAUGCUUUCGGUCAUGAUUUGACCUGCCGUCAUAAGUUUGCAGUCCAAGGGUACUACUGCGUAGGAUGUUGUAACCUUGUUCAUGUCAGUCUUGGAAGAUGCCCCACCCACGGCCAGUCCACACAAUACAUUCCAGAACCACGGCUUACUACCCCACAAGCUCCUCGUCCAGCCGCACCAUAAUAUGUCGAGCAAACAAUCAAAGGGGAAAGGCAUACACCCACAUAUGUUGCACACUUUCCCCGCGGGAAUCAUUUUU